UGAACAAAAUAAAACAAAAGUUUAAAAUUCAAACAAUUCCUUGCAGAUAUUCUGAUUGACCGAUAACUAUCGCAUUCGCCAAACUAUCGAUAGACGCCAUCUGACCACUUGGCACCACCAACAAGAACAACAAAAACAGCAAUAAAUUAGAUAAUUAAACGAGGAACAACCGACCGGUGUGAAAAUGAACCGAAUUUGCCAGACUUUGUUGCGUCAAAGCUAUGUGCGCUCCUCUGCCGUAGUGGCCCAGUCCCAGUUGUCCGGAGGAGUGCGUGCUACCGCUGCCGCCAUGCCUGCUGCUUCCUUCAACGCCACACCGCUCAUCAUCAGCCGCUUCUAUGCCGCGGAUGCGACAACUGACGCCGCCGUUGUGGACAAGGCAACGCUGGACAAGCUGGUGCGCACCAACAAGGUGGUCAUCUUCAUGAAGGGCAAUCCUUCGGCGCCGCGUUGCGGCUUCAGCAAUGCCGUUGUGCAAAUCCUGCGAAUGCAUGGCGUUCAGUACGAUGCCCACGAUGUACUCCAGAACGAGGCACUGCGACAGGGCGUGAAGGACUACACCGACUGGCCCACCAUUCCACAGAUCUUCAUUGACGGCGAGUUUGUCGGUGGCUGUGAUAUCCUGCUGCAAAUGCACCAGAGCGGCGACCUUAUCGAGGAACUCAAGAAGGUGGGCAUCAUCUCCGAGCUGCUGAAGGCGGAAGAGGCCAAGCCGAAGCAGGAGGACUCCAAGUAGGCUCCCAAAGAUUAAGAAAACCCUAAUUGUUAGCCACGCAACGUGUUUAUUAUUAAAAUGUUUUAACUCAUAAA
Drosophila kikkawai is the source of this 810-nucleotide messenger RNA. It is a transcript of the gene Grx5, whose product is annotated as Glutaredoxin 5. Lineage: Eukaryota; Metazoa; Arthropoda; Insecta; Diptera; Drosophilidae. The record is from RefSeq and is a predicted model, not a curated record. Gene Ontology annotation, cellular component: mitochondrial matrix.